Oldenlandia corymbosa var. corymbosa is the source of this 1137-nucleotide messenger RNA. NCBI's taxonomy places the organism in Eukaryota, Viridiplantae, Streptophyta, Magnoliopsida, Gentianales, Rubiaceae. The record is from the annotation of a GenBank genome assembly.
AUGUAUGCAGCACAGAAAACAAAACAGGAUGUGGUUAACCAAAAUACCAUAUCUCAGAAAACCCAACCCAUGUCUGCAGCACACAAAACAAAUACCCCUGUCUAUGAAAGUGCCAUGAUUGGUACUCAUGAUCCUGUUUAUACAGAUCAUGAACUUGAAACAUAUGCAACUGAUGUUGCCGCAUUUGUGGAGGGAUCAGUCACCUCUGUGGAAAAGAAAAAUGUCAGAUCUGUUGAGUUGGCUUUGAUUGAUGCUCAGGGAUCAAAAAUUCAGGCUACUAUACCUGGUAGAAUGAUGAAGGAUUUUAUGAAAUAUUUCAAAGAUGAAGGUGUUUGCAGGAGGCUAUCGCGCUUUGAUCACGGACUUAAUAUAAGUGGAGGUUACCGUUGCUCCAAACACGAGUAUAAAAUUGUGUUUGGAUCUGACACACUGGUUGAAUCAGCUGUUGAUUUAGAAAUCCCUAAUCAUGUUUUUGAAUACACUCCAUUUGCAGAAAUCACAAAUUUCGUAGCAAACUUUGACUACUGUUUUGCUAAGGUUUCGGCUACAACGAAUCUUUACAAUGGUAGGAUAUAUCUCAAUGAUAUGACCAUUCCUGAUAUAUACGAGAUGGAACAAGAUGAGAUCAAGGGUGCCAGUAUCAACAAGAUUUCACUGCUCUCAUCCAUUUCAGGGUAUACAUCAUUUGAGGACUUUGUCCAUGAUGCUGAGAUGUUAACUUUGUCUGGGAUUUCUGAAUUGGACCAGGGAACUGAUGAUUACCCUGAGAUUCUGGAAGAGAUAGUUGGAAAAAAAUGUUUAUUUAGGCUGGAUGUAUCUAAUUACAAUAUUAGGAACAUCACCAGUGAGAUAUCUGUUGCCAGAGUUACUACUGAUGCAGAAAUAAUCAAGAAAUAUCUUGAUGUUGUUUCUGAUGAUCAGGAAAUUGAUCCAGAUUUAAGUUCAGAAUUCUAUCCCAAUGUUACACCAACUCAGUAUAGCACUGCUAAGACAGCUAUUUCGUGCACUGACGAAACUGAGUUGGGAUUACCUGGAGAUGAAUCAGUUGAUAGCCCUCCUCCAAAAAAGUCUACAUCUGCACAUUAUGGUGAAGAAAGUGUGAAGUCUUGUCCCAGCAAGCGUGCCAGGAAGCUCUGA